UCUCCCUCGUUUUUGGGGGUGAAGUUUCGUUUGGCGGUGUCUUCGUUUUCUGAGUUGAAAGAGGUGAAGAAUACAACUUAAGGCUGCUCUUCAACCAGUCAUUUUUGAGCACGUGACUGGCCAUAGAGUUAUAUGUCCUGAUUAAUGGUUCAUUCAUGAUUCAUGCUUCCUCCUGUCUGCCCAUACCACUGUACGCAUAACAGAUCCUGGGUGUGAUAGCUGUUUCCUCUCUCAUUGACGUGGUGUAGGUGACACUGCUGAACUUGCCUGUGACUGACACAUUUGGAUGAUGGCUGCACCAGUAAAACUGCGGAUUAUCCUUGGUUCCAACAAUGCUGAAAAACUGACCAUAGAAUCAGGCAUGCCAAAGUCUGUUGAGGAUCUUUCAAAUGAGAUCAAACGUCAGUUUGAUAUAGAGGGGGACAUUAGACUCCAGUACAUGGACAGGGACUUUGACAAUGAGUUUGUUAACCUUAACCAAAUUAGUGACAUUCAAGACAAGAGUACAGUGAAAAUCAUCCGCAUGUCAGAUGCUCUAGACCUCAGCCAAGGCAACAUGAACCAGAGUGGGGAAGAAACAUCCUUGUCAUCUUCUGACACAUUAAUACUCUCCUCUGAUUCAGACACUCCUCGAUCACAGUGGCCCUCAGAAUUCCAAAUCCCAAAGUUUUCAUAUGAUGUGGAGAUGCAACUUCGAAGUGCAAACCAGGACUUCAUAUCAAAUGGAGUUCUUCUGACCCCCAGUCACAAACUGAAAUCAGACAUCUUGGAAAGUCUAGCUCAGGAAAUCAUCAAGUUCAAGGCAUAUCCCUCAAACUUGGAAAUGGAAUCUGUUGCUGAAGCUUUAAUCAAAGCACAUCCAUGUUUGAGAGAACAAGGAUCCUUCAGUGGUUUCUACGGCUGGAAAAUAAGCCUUAAGUACAAGAUGGCAAACUACAGGACAAAGCUUAGAAACUUGGGGUGCCCAGAACUGAGCAUCAAUUCCCUCAAGCACAAACCUGCAGAUAGAUGUCAGCCUGCCUACGAUGUCAAAAAACCCAGGAAAGCAGAAGUAAAUUUUUGUCCUCCAUAUCCUGCUGGAGAGACCCAGGACAGCCUUGAAGGUGAAAGAUUGGCGUUGUUAUCCGAGGUCAAGAAGAGACAUAAUGAUAAAGUUGUCAAAGAAAAGAUGGCCAAGACCUUCGCAUACAGGCGGCAGGAGGUCGUUAGAGACAAGCCCAUGAUCGCGGAGUUCAAGAUCAGAUGGCCAGGACUGUUCACUGUGGCGGAGGUGGAAGCAGAAUUUGUGAGGAUCACUACUGGUCCCCUUGUGUCAAAGUUCCAUGCACAGCUUGACCAACACACUGCCCGGCUCAUCAAAGUGUUCAAGAAGAAAGGAGGCUCUGCAGGGACUAAAAUCAGCAUGAUUUUGGACCCAAUCGCACAGAAUGAAACUGUUGAAAAGAGAAGGGAGUGCAUCCUCAGGGCACUUUGUAUCUAUCUGAAUGAAGACCCGAACAACCUCUUCAAAGAAUACCUGGAUACUGAUGGUACAGCUGUUCAGAGGGAGCUUGAGCAAGUUACCCUUGGCAUCUACAGCAUCAUAGUCGAGGGAGGUGAUGCCACCACUCCUCCAGCUGAUGUUGGAAUAGUGAUUGAGGGUGUUGAAGUUCUGCAUGACCUGGGAGACGUCGCCUCUGCAUGUGCACUCUUAAUGGGUGUAAUAUAUGCACUGAACCUCAUUUAUCCUAAGGAACUGAAAGCCUUCUUUGAAGUACUUCAGAAGCUCUUCCUUCAACUGGAUGCUGGCAGACUCUCAACCAAGGUACAGAUGCUCAAGAACAAACUGUAUGAAUGAACCAAACAUUGAUUUGGAUGCCGAAUGUGAAUAAAAGGAUCUAUUAGAAAAUAGCAGAGCAGGAAAAAAAAUACACUACAGAAAAAUAACCAAACAUUUGGAAAAGUUUUGGAAAACUACUACCAUAAGUGAAAAUUCUAGUGUUACACAGUUCCCACACUUUUGAAAAUCCUGGAAAAGUUAGGGAAUUUGAAAUUGCAUUUUUCCAGGCCUGGAAAAGUUUUGGAAUUUCUUUGGUAAAAAGGAGUGGGAACCCUGGUUGUACUACCAAGUGACAAGUGAAUUGAGAGACCAUGCAGCACCAAAAUUGUUGACAACUGAAUGGAUAUUUUGCAGACUUUAUUGUUACAGACUGCUGUAUUGUUAUAGAAUAAUAUUGACGAAUCAGAGGGAUGUUUUGUUGGAUGUUUUGUUUGUUUAUGCUGCAUCAAGGUGUUUAUAAUUGUUAAUGUUGGGUAACAAUUCUGCAACACAAGUUGACAUGUUUGUUAAUACAUUUACAAUUCAGGGUAUUCCCUCCACAAUGUUAAAAUAAAGGUUGACAGCAGCACGUGUGUUAUGGUUAGACUGUUAUGCUGUUACAAAAAAAUUGUGAACUGCAAGCCUGUUGUAUUGUUGGACUGCAUAAAGGCAGUUUACAGCUGUUAGUGUUGAACCAUGCUGCACCAUAAUGUCUAAUAUUGGUGAA
This is a messenger RNA of Myripristis murdjan (pinecone soldierfish), 2525 nucleotides long. RefSeq lists its product as uncharacterized. Lineage: Eukaryota; Metazoa; Chordata; Actinopteri; Holocentriformes; Holocentridae. The record is from RefSeq and is a predicted model, not a curated record. The transcript has 8 exons. The coding region runs from base 287 to 1837 and encodes 516 amino acids.